Molecule: messenger RNA, 1637 nt
Organism: Rhinolophus ferrumequinum (greater horseshoe bat)
Lineage: Eukaryota; Metazoa; Chordata; Mammalia; Chiroptera; Rhinolophidae
Gene: POPDC3
Product: popeye domain containing 3
Exons: 5
Coding region: 576-1451 (291 amino acids)
Cellular component (GO): sarcolemma
Molecular function (GO): cAMP binding
Source: RefSeq, a predicted model, not a curated record
CGCUCUGGCGCUGGCCACGGUCGCCGAGCGCUCGGCCGCAGGGCGGCCGCCGACCGGUGGGCUGUAAGGGGCGCGCGAACGGGCGCUGGGGGCUUCCGCGCCGGCCAGCGGGGCCAGCACUGGGCUGCGAAAGUUCUGCGGGCGCGAGGCCGCCGCUCUGCGCAGGGCCGGGGAAGGAAAGGAUAUGGAGAAGUCAGAACUUGAAGCAGAGAAUGGGAUUGUUUAAAGCAAUCAAAUGACAAGCUUGAGAAGAAAAGGUUUACUGCUGUGUCUUCAAAUCAAGAAAAUGGAACUACUUUAUGAUCCAGCAAUUCCACUCCUCGGAAACCACAAAAUACCUGUGGACUAGAUCUAAAUCAGGAGCCCAGAUGAACUUAAAGAAGCUCGCAUGGGAUUCUUAGUUUUUCAAGAUCCAUACACACCAAACUAUUAAUCACCACGACUCUAGUGUCCAGGCUUUCUCUGGUUUUGUGAGCACUGAACAAAACUCUGAUGAUGGAAAAGCAAAGGACUUAAUUACUCACUUUGAUAUCAUCUGACGUCAACAGAAAAGUGAGCCAGACAGAAGUGCAGCCAUGGAAAGAAAUUCGAGUUUAUGGAAGAAUCUAGUUGAUGAACACCCAGUCUGUACAAGCUGGAAGCAAGAGGCCGAAGGGGCUAUUUAUCAUCUUGCCAGUAUUUUAUUUGUAGUAGGUUUCAUGGGUGGCAGUGGCUUCUUCGGACUCCUUUAUGUCUUCAGUUUGCUGGGAUUGGGUUUCCUCUGCUCUGCUGUCUGGGCUUGGGUAGAUGUCUGUGCAGCUGACAUAUUUUCCUGGAAUUUUGUACUGUUUGUUAUCUGCUUCAUGCAGUUUGUUCAUAUUGCAUACCAAGUGCGCAGUAUAACCUUUGCUCGAGAAUUCCAGCUGUUGUACAGCUCCCUUUUCCAGCCUCUGGGGACCUCUUUGCCUGUCUUCAGAACGAUUGCUCUGAGCUCUGAAGUGGUUACUUUGGAAAAGGAGCACUGUUAUGCUAUGCAGGGGAAAACCUCCAUUGAUAAACUUUCUCUUCUUAUUUCAGGAAGGAUCAGAGUGACAGUUGAUGGCGAAUUUCUGCAUUACAUUUUCCCCUUCCAGUUCCUGGAUUCUCCUGAAUGGGACUCACUGAGGCCCACAGAGGAAGGCAUUUUUCAGGUAACCCUCACAGCAGAAACCGAUUGUCGGUAUGUGUCUUGGAGGAGAAAGAAAUUAUAUUUGCUCUUCGCUCAGCAUCGUUACAUCUCCCGCCUGUUUUCAGUUUUAAUUGGCAGUGACAUUGCAGAUAAACUCUACGCCUUGAAUGACAGGGUAUAUAUAGGAAAAAGAUACCACUACGAUAUUCGGCUACCCAACUUCUAUCAACUGUCAAGUCCAGAAAUGCCCAGAUCACCCCUGAUAGAACAUUUUCGGAAUUCCAGACAAUAUUGUGACAAAUGACAUCAAAGUCUGAAGUUUUAUAAUUAUAAAAAAGACUCUCUUCAUCAUUCCCCAAAUGAAAUAGCAAAAUACGGAAAAUUGAGCUCACUGAUAUUUUUAUAAAUCGAACUCAGAAGCAAGAUACCAUUGACAGCUGUUUUAUUCAUCUCAACUUCUGCAUUGUGAAUAAAUUUUUCUGUAUUUCUU